Bursaphelenchus okinawaensis is the source of this 501-nucleotide messenger RNA. Lineage: Eukaryota; Metazoa; Nematoda; Chromadorea; Rhabditida; Aphelenchoididae. The record is from the annotation of a GenBank genome assembly.
AUGCCCUAUGGCGAAACACACGCAACUACAGCGGGCGGGGAAGCCGAACAGAACGUCGACCUUGGAUAUAAAACUUUUACCCCCGGGGGCAUAACCAGGCCGGCUAUGAAGAUAAAGUUGUGGUCUCAUCGGUCGAGGCGGGAAGACCGGCCAAGAGCGAACAGGAACGGAGAAAAAGGACGCUGCAACGUCUCUUGCACUUCUGUCGGAGCGGAAAAAGGAACGCCAAAGGGGAACGUCCGUCGUCUGCACUCUCACAAGGCGGCUGCACUCUACGGAGGCCUGCGAAGAGAAACAUUCGGAAACUCCCCUCAGGCUGCGACCAACCCAUUUCUCCCGAAUUUUGCGAGAGAAAGGAACAUUAAACAACAGAGAAACAGAAGGAGAACCCGAUGUGCUGGUGACGACGAAACACAGGACGUUCAGUUUUUCUUGAUACUUGUCACUUUCAUGUUGGAGGCAGCUCUUGACAGCUCUGUGAACCACAAAAACUUAUUAUAG